Messenger RNA from Scatophagus argus, 1262 nucleotides. RefSeq names its product chemokine-like protein TAFA-2. The transcript has 5 exons. Bases 565 to 951 code for a protein of 128 amino acids. NCBI's taxonomy places the organism in Eukaryota, Metazoa, Chordata, Actinopteri, Scatophagidae. The record is from RefSeq and is a predicted model, not a curated record. Gene Ontology annotation, molecular function: receptor ligand activity.
CUUCACAGCUGACAGUCAAACAGCGCUUUCCAUCUUCAAAGCGGACAGACAGGAGCGCAACAACAGUCUGCCUGACUCCCCGACCGCAUCGCAUCUCCGUCCUGCCACACUGGGCUACUUUCUCAUCGCUCCCCUUAAAAACGGAUAAAGUAGGGAUUCCCGGAGCAAAACAGGUUUAAACUGGAUAAUUCCUCCAUGUUGGUAUGUUAUGUCCUAAUAAACAAAGUUGCCUGUCUCACCCGCUGAGCAAGAGAGACGAGCAGCGGAACUUUCAGGGGAGCCUUUCUUGCACCGGAGUAACCGCGGGGGCAGCGCGCUGGUCAUAACCCAGGAGGUCACAUCUACCGUCUGGCUCUGUGUCCCUCUAGCCCGGCUGCGGGGGUGGAUGGUAUGGUAUAACUUUUCGGCUCCAGUCGAAGCUGCGCGGCCGGUGUGAGAGAGGAGCCGUUUAAUGGUGCCGGAGAGGGGAUGCGAGCCUCUCCUCCGUCUCGGAUAGCGGAGCGGCUAUGAGGAGAGAGGUUCACCUGCUGGGCUAACAGAACAAGAGCACACUGCACCAACAGAAUGCGGGAACGAGGUCCGUGCAUUUGUGGAGUAGGUGUAUGGAGUCUGCUGCUGUCCCUCUGUCUGGCCUCCCUCACACAAGCACACAGGAGCCACACAGUGCAUGUGAAGGCAGGGACGUGUGAGGUGAUCGCGGCCCAUCGCUGCUGCAACAAGAACAAGAUUGAAGAGAGAUCUCAGACUGUCAAAUGUUCCUGCUUCCCCGGACAGGUUGCUGGCACCACUCGGGCCAUGCCCUCCUGUGUCGAUGCCUCCAUUGUAGCCCAGAAGUGGUGGUGUCAGAUGCAGCCGUGUAUGGAAGGCGAGGAGUGUAAGGUUCUCCCAGACCUCACAGGAUGGAGCUGCAGCACGGGCAACAAAGUGAAGACCACCAAGGUGACCCGAUAGUCCUGUCCAUCUACAAGAGCAGGUGAAAACGGCGGCGGAGUUACUUACACAGCACAAUGGACCUACCAGUGGUGAAGAAACACACUCAGACGGACUUCUACGCGGAACUAGUAAUUGUUUCAUUAUUCUGAGGAUACGGUGGCUGAAGAGAAAGGACUCUGACACUGUCUUCCUUCACCUUAAACACAGCUGAGUGUCCUUGGUCCUUUAUUGCAGAGGACUGCAUCACCCACAAUCCUUUACUGCUACUACAAACAACAACUUUAAAAAAAACUGUUACCUGAACUAUUACCUGAACAACACUGGAUUAG